Messenger RNA from Boeremia exigua, 3468 nucleotides. RefSeq lists its product as uncharacterized. Gene Ontology annotation, biological process: mRNA 3'-end processing. The transcript has 4 exons. The record is from RefSeq and is a predicted model, not a curated record. Gene Ontology annotation, cellular component: nucleus. Bases 90 to 3182 code for a protein of 1030 amino acids. Gene Ontology annotation, molecular function: mRNA binding; protein binding. Lineage: Eukaryota; Fungi; Ascomycota; Dothideomycetes; Pleosporales; Didymellaceae.
CACAGCUCGUUUGCGCCACGACUUACAUUGUCCAUCGCUAUCUGCGAUUGAUCUAAUAACGCGCAGUCUUUUCGCCCCAAUACGACACCAUGGCCGACGACGCGGAGCUCGCCUUCCUCCGGUCGCAAGAGCAGGAAUAUGAUCCAGCUGCGGCUUGGCCUGCUGACCAGGCGUCCGCGGACGAAGAAGAAUAUGACCCUGCAGGCGACAUGGCCGCCGAAGAGGUUGCCCAGCCCGAGCAGUCCUCGAAUUCGCCUCCCUCGGCUGACAACCAGGGUGAGAACGGCUUGAAACCUGCUUCAGCGGACACGUCCGCUGCGCCCACGCCGGCGAAGCAGCCGCGCACCAUUGGUGGGUUCGUCGAUGAGAGCGAGGAUGAGGAAGAGGAGCCUGUUGCGGCGCCAGUGAUGGCAGCUCCUGCGUUACUGCGCGCAGAGUCUCCGCAGCGUUCAGUUACAAACACUCCAAACAAUACACUUCCCACACCAGAUGUACAGUUACAUAGUGCACAAGAUCAGGGUGCUUCAUCCGUCUCUGCUUCUGUCGCUGUCAAUGAGCCUGCUCCCUCUCUUGCUUCUGUUCCAGUCAAUGGCACCACGCCUGUUCCAGACGCUACUAAGCCAGCAGCUCCUCUGACUACCGAUGCUCGCCAGGCGUCCGUUUCUGUUACUCCUGCUCCUGCUGCUCUGCCUAAGGCUCGUCUUCCUCAGGAUCGCAUUGGCAUCCUCAACGACCGCAUACAGGAAGACCCCCGUGGUGACAUUGAGGCAUGGCUGAGUCUCAUUGACGAGCAGCGUAAGCGACACAAGUAUGACGAGGCCCGCGAUGUCUUCAACCGCUUCUUGGCGCAGUUCCCAACAGCGGGUGAGGUAUGGGUUGAUUAUAUCAACUUUGAGACAGAGCUUGACGAGCUCCCGAGGGUGGAGCAACUGUUUGGCAAGGCAGUACCGAAUGGCGCUUAUGUUCCUGUCUUUCAAUGUUACAUCGAUUUCGUGCGCCGCAGAUUCAACCUUACAAAUGACACUGCCGGGAAGAGUCGGGAGACGAUUGUGCUGGCAUAUGAGUUCGUGCUGGAUCAAGUAGGCAUUGACGUUGACGCUGGCAAGCUUUGGAUCGACUAUAUUGAACUGCAGAAAUCAGCACCUGGUAUGCUCGGUGGCACGAAUUGGCAGGACAUGCAGAAGAUGGACACUUUGCGCAAGCUGUACCAACGCGCAGUGUCGAUUCCGACUGGCGCAACUCUGGAGAUCUGGCGUGACUACGAUCGCUUCGAGAUGGGCCUGAACAAGGUUACGGGACGCAAAAACCUCCAGGAGAAGUCCCCGUCAUACAUGACAGCACGCAGCGCCAUCAACGUCCUGGACAAUAACAUCACACGCGGCCUGAAUAGAACAACACUACCCAGGCUGCCGCCUGCGCCGGGAUUUGACGGGUAUGAAGAGUUUAUGAACCAAGUCCGCCUUUGGAAACAGUGGGUACAAUGGGAGAAGAGUGACCCGCUUGAAUGCGCUGUUGAUGACCGUGCCCUAUAUAAUAAGCGUGUCCUACACAUCUACAGGAGUGCAUUGAGAUCCCUUCGCUUCUGGCCAGAGCUUUGGUAUGAGGCUGCGGAAUGGUGUUACGAAAAUGGCCUGCCCACAGACGGCGACAAGUUUUUGGACGAUGGCAUCCAGGCCAACCCUGAGAGCUGCCUCCUAGCCUUCAAGAAGGGAAACCAGGUUGAGCUUAGCACUGAGUUUGAGGAGGGCCAGGCUGGGAUAGUUGCCAAGGGCAUUGCCGUGAAGAAGCCCUACAUGGAUCUGCUCGACACUCUCUACGAUCUCACUGCGAAGACGAAGAAGCGCGAGGAGCACUCCAUUGCGCGUGCGAAGGAGGCAUUUGAGGCCCAGAAAGCUGCUGACGAUGCGGCUCGGGCCAUUGCGCAAGGCAACGCCAACGACGCCGAUGACGACGACGAUGCUGAAGCAACAAGGCGGGCUCAAGAGAAAGACGUUGCUUUCAACGCGCAAGUGCAUGCCAUCUCAGCAGGCUACAACGCGCAAACUCAGACCCUUAAAAGAACAUUGACGUUUGCUUGGAUUGCUUUAAUGCAAGCGACCAGACGCGUACAGGGCAAGGGUGGAAACAACUCCGAGGUCCCCGGUUUCCGUGGCAUUUUCACUGAAGCCCGCAGGAAGGGCAAAUUGCUCAGUGAUGCAUAUGUUGCGAGCGCGCAGAUCGAACACCACUGUUACCAGGAUCCAGCUGCCGGAAAGAUUUUCGAGCGCGGCAUGAAGUUGUUCCCUGAGGACGAGCACUUUGCGCUGGAAUACAUCAAGCACCUCAUCAACCUCAAUGACUCUACGAAUGCACGAGCCGUCUUUGAGACCAUUGUGGGCAAGCUCACCGCGAAGCCUGAGAACGUGCAGAGGACCAAGCCUCUGUUCCUGUUCUUCCACGAAUACGAGGCACACUUCGGCGAACUGGCUCAAAUCACGAAGAUGGAGCAGCGCAUGGCGACACUCUUCCCCGAAGAUCCACAGUUGCAACGCUUCUCACGGCGAUUCGCGAACCCCACAUUCGAUCCCACGACUGUGCGCCCCAUCAUCUCGCCCCGAACGCAGAUGAAGCCGGUGAUGCCUUUGAUGCCUUCCGUCAUGCCAUCCGUAGAGGAGGUCAUGCCCAACGCACCUCCUUUCAGUCAAGCUCAAGAACCGCGCAUCGCCUCGCCACCAUCCAACGUUGUCAACUCUCCACGACUUAUGAAUCUGCCAGUCGUUACACACUCGCCGAAACGCCCGCUCGAAGACGCCGAGGAAAGUGCGCAACCUCGCAAGCUCGCUCGUGGCGAGUCACCAUUGAAGGGCGCCGCAGGACGCCGCCUCGACGCCGCACGUCGCAACAUGGCUGCGAGCGGCAGCACUCCUGUUGGUCUGCCUCAAGGCCCGUCCCCUCUGCCGCGCGAGAUCAACUUCCUCCUCGGCAUAAUUCCCGCAGCGCACACUUACCGCGAGGUACGCUUCAAUGCCGAAGGGAUGGUCAACAUGCUGCGCAACAUCGCCGCUAUCCCAAUUCCCACAUUGCCGGCGUCGCAGCGAUGGGGCACUACAGCGACAACCGCGCAGCAACUGCAGAGUAUUCAAGAGAAAUACGGCAACCCUGGCGCACCGGCGCCUCACGGUGGACAUCCCUGGCCGCAGUAAAUCGGCGGAAUUGGCGGGAGACUCACUUCCUUCACAUCGUAAUGCAUUGCGGAUGUAGUUCGCAAUACAGUUGCUGUCAAAGGCACAGCAGGGUGGAGAAACCCAUCUCUGUAGAUGAGAUCAUCAAAGCAACAUUGGCAACAAUCUGGAAUGGCCAAACCAAAACAUCCAAUCAGCAUCCUGUCGAACGCCGCCAUUAUCGUCCGCGAGCAGUUCCAGGCAUAUUAUCAAUUCUUCCGAGCACAUCCAUACGAGUCAAAUCUUCUUUUCCGCGUGCAUUGGAGGU